This is a messenger RNA of Pseudonaja textilis, 1804 nucleotides long. The record is from RefSeq and is a predicted model, not a curated record. Lineage: Eukaryota; Metazoa; Chordata; Lepidosauria; Squamata; Elapidae.
UGAUUGGGAGUUUUGAUUUAAUUCUCUUACAACUCAGGAUGUCUACACCACCUCUAGCAGGGCCAGGAUUGCCUCCUGGUCCAUUUUCUGGGCCUCAGGGUCAGGCUGCACGAGAAGUGAACACAGCUUCGUUGUGUCGCAUUGGUCAAGAGACUGUGCAGGACAUUGUAUUCCGCACUAUGGAAAUUUUCCAGCUGUUAAGAAAUAUGCAGCUUCCAAAUGGUGUCACCUAUCAUACGGGCACAUAUCAAGACAGAUUAGGAAAGCUGCAAGAACAUCUGCGCCAACUCUCAAUACUGUUUCGGAAACUGAGAUUAGUAUAUGAUAAAUGCAAUGAAAAUUGUGCAGGACUUGAACCCAUUCCAAUAGAGCAGCUUAUUCCUUAUGUGGAAGAGGAUGGCUUUAAACAUGAUGACCGAGGAGCCACCAACCAGCUACUCUUUGCUAGUGAAGAAAGACGGGAAAUCAUGGAAGUUAUCAAGAUUGUAAAUAACAUGGUGGCUCAUGUGGUUAGAAUACUAGUUUGACAAGCAGCAAGCCUGCUUUUGAGACCCAAGUUCUACCAUGGGGCAGAAACUGAAACAGAAGAAUCAACAGCUGAAGCAAAUCAUGGAUCAAUUGAGGAAUCUCAUUUGGGACAUAAAUGCCAUGUUGGCAAUGAGGAACUGAACACGUUUUCUUUCUAUCUCAUUAUGAUAUUUGAUGUCAUUUGUUACAGAAGAAUAACUUUUUAAAGAAGACCAUGGGUAUUCAAUUGUACUUUAAAUAAUCAUAUAUAUGUUUGUUAUACUUUGGUUAUGUAUAUUUAAGCCUUGAAGUUCUAGGCAAUGAAUAAAUUCAAUGUAAGCUUUAAUUUUCAGAUCCAGGAUGGACAACUUUUAUUUUUUGAGGUUUGGGCAACUGUUUCUUUCAUAUGAAAAUAGUAUAAAGUUUAUUUCAUGAAGAAAAUGAUGUGACUGCUUAUUGUACCCUAUGGCUAUUAUUAAGUGUUGUACCUUAUGAUUCUUGACUCUUGAUGAACGCAUCUUUUCUUUUUUGUACACUGAGAGCAUUUGCACCAAGACAAAUUCCUUGUGUGUCCAAUCACACUUAUCCAAUAAAGGAUUCUAUUCUAUUCUAAAAAAAUAAUAAUCCAAAGAAUAGUUUGUCCUAGAAAAUGUGUGCUUGUUCUCAACAAGAAGUGAGCUGGAACAAAUCAUGUAAUUCUGGCUUCAUCUUCAUACACUGCUAGAAUGCACCAAUCUGCACGACCAACUUAACUGCUGAUGAUUGAAAGCCUAGCACUCAAACAGGAAAGAGGAAAAUGUCACGGAAAGUUUUAGCAGAAUGGAGAAUGUUUUAUUUUUAGCAAUGGUGAAUAUGAUUUGAAUUUUGUCUUAAUUUAAAAUAAUUUCCAACGGUUGCCAUCUUUCUUGGUUGCAACUAAAAUGGGCAAAUGAACAUGAGAGCACAACUUAUUUAAAGACUUCAGAAUUAUAGAGGCCAGCCAUGUUGCAUCACCCAGGGGAUCAGAACACGACAGCAGAGGCUACCUCCCCACCUCCCCUUUUAUCCUCUUUUCCCCAAGAUGGUCAGAAAUGUUUCAGAAAAAAAUACUAGCCUCUCAUCAACCUACCACCUUAACGUCGUAAAAAUGAUUUUUUUUUUCAUUACAGUUGAUUAAUGACAUCCUGCCUGACCUUAAUAAAUACAUUCAAGAUUGCCUUCUUAAUUGGAUGCCUUUUAAAGUGCCUAACACUAUUUUGGUAGAACUUUCUGGAAAUUGAAUGUCUUUGAUAUAUUUUUAAAUGCAUUGAGCCCUUUU